Molecule: messenger RNA, 5609 nt
Organism: Clarias gariepinus (North African catfish)
Lineage: Eukaryota; Metazoa; Chordata; Actinopteri; Siluriformes; Clariidae
Gene: ptprz1b
Product: protein tyrosine phosphatase receptor type Z1b
Exons: 30
Coding region: 143-4069 (1308 amino acids)
Biological process (GO): peptidyl-tyrosine dephosphorylation
Molecular function (GO): protein binding; protein tyrosine phosphatase activity
Source: RefSeq, a predicted model, not a curated record
GUGAGGAAGACUGAGUGAGGAAGACCGAGAGAGAGAGAGAGAGAGAGAGUGAGAGCAUCGACAUGGACCUCCUGUAGCAUCCUCACUACAGCACGCCGACUCUGCGCUAAGGCUCGUCACUUCAAAGCCCAACCGCGCCACAAUGUAUCGGAUAAAAAGCGGCUUUUGCCUUUUGAUCUUCCAGCUGUGCAUCAUGGGAUCAGUAGUCGGUCUAAGCAGUAAAUACCAGAGGGAGCAGCACAGAUUUACCGAGGACGUGGACUGGUCUUACACAGGAACCCUGAACCAGCAGCACUGGGUAAAGAAGUACCGCUCCUGCAAUGGGGCCAGGCAGUCGCCCAUCAACAUCGACGAGAACUUCACGCAGGUUCAGGUGCAGUACCAGGACUUGCAGCUGGAGAACUGGGAGCAGCUCAUGUCGGACUCUACCAUCAGCAACGACGGAAAAACGGUGGUUAUCAGUGUGAACGGAGAGUACUACAUCAGCGGAGGAGGACUGCGGUCACGCUUCAGAGUAGCCAAGAUCACGUUCCACUGGGGCCGCUGCAACGCCUCAUCUGACGGCUCAGAGCACAGCCUUAAUGGCUACAAGUUCCCUUUAGAAAUGCAGAUUUACUGCUAUGAGGAGAGUGAGUUUGGGUCAGUAGAUGAUGCUCUGAGGGGUAAUGGCAGACUCACUGCACUGGCCGUGCUGUUCGAGGAGAGCAUUGAGGAUAACGAGAACUAUGCCGCCUUAAUCAAUGGGGUCAACGCCGUCAGUCGAUACGGUAAGAGCAGUCCACUGGAGGCCUUUCCUCUGCUCGGUCUAAUGCCUGAGUCGACGGCCAAAUAUUUCAUCUACAACGGCUCUCUCACCACGCCACCCUGCACAGAGACAGUGACAUGGAUUGUCUUCAAAGAAACAGUGCCAAUUUCUGAGACGCAGCUGGAGGUAUUCUGUGAGGUGAUGACCAUGCAGCAGGCUGGAUAUGUGAUGCUGACAGAUUACCUGCAGAACAACUACAGGGAUCAACAGCAGCAGUUCCUGGGACAGGUUUUCUCAUCUUACACCGGCACAGAGGAAGUCCUCACUCCUACGUGCAGCUCAGACCCAGAAAAUGUCCAGGCGGAUCCACAGAACUACACCAGCAUAAUGGUGACGUGGGAAAGGCCGCGGGUCGUCCACGACACCAGCAUCGAGAGAUAUUCCGUCACCUACCAGAGUCUUCAGGGGAAGAAUGCUCAGAAACGACAGUACCUGACAGAUGGUGAUCAAGACGUGGGAGCGAUUAUUCACAACUUGAUGGCCAAUAACAGCUACGUUGUCCAGGUGGUGGCGCUCUGCACUAAUGGUCUAACAGGUCGGAUGAGCGACCAAGUUAUAGUCGACAUGCCUCUGGAAGACCCUGAAAAUGAUCCUGAUCCUACUGUUGAGUCGACACAUUUGGAAGAACUUACUGAGCACACCCCCCAGCUCUCUUUAUCAACGAGUACUUCAAGCAGCACACCCAGGAUUUCGCCAGGCCACACCUUUUCCUCCAUGACCUCCAUCUAUGACUCCAUGACCUCCUCCACCAGUCACCCAGAAAUCCUGCUUCCUACUAUCAAGACCAGCACAUCAUCAGAGCAGCAGUGGCUCACAGUGGAAGCUCAAACCUUUCCACCUGACCAGGAAAAAACCCACGGCAAGCAACCUAGCAUCCACGCUGUGCCAGAAGACGAAGACGUCAUGCUGGUAACUCAUGGUCACAGCGACGGCUUGCAAUCUAGGACGACAGUGUCCAGCCCAAAUGAUGAUCAGCUGGGUCUGCCUGGUGUUCUAAAUGGAGGUGUGCGGGGUCAUGGGAAGGUCAAAGUGUGGAGGACCAAACCUCACAUCGCUUCAGUGACCUCGGCGCCGGAUGCCGAGAGUAGGACGAUAUACGUCACCAGGAACUCUUUAUUGGUCUCAAUGAAGCAUGUUAAUGAACCCACUCAGCCUCUGUUUAAUGAGGAGAGCAACAGCAGCCCGCAGUCGCGUGUGGGAAUGGUGGGAGGGACAGAGAGGAGGACGGUGGUGCCGUUAGCAGUGGUGUCUACUCUUACUGCAGUGUGUCUGCUGGUGCUGAUCAGCAUUCUCAUCUACUGGAGGAAGUGCUUUCAAGCCACACAUCUAUACGUCGAGGACAAAGCGUCUCCCAGAGUCGUAACCGCUCCGUCGACACCUCUGCUCCUUGAUACAGAAGAACACGCUGCACUCCCAGUGAAAGAAUUUGUGAAGCACGUCGCAGACCUUCACUCCAACAGCACCUUCUCCAAGGAGUUUGAGAACUUGAAAGAGUCUUAUGAGGAAAUUCAGUCCUGCACUGUGGACAUGGCUAUUACCACAGACAGUUCAAACCACCCAGACAACAAGUGCAAGAACAGAUACAUCAACAUCCUGGCCUAUGAUCACAGUCGAGUCAAGCUAAAUAAUAAUGCAGAGAAAGAUGGAAAGACCGGAGACUAUAUAAACGCCAGUUACGUGGAUGGCUACAAACAACCCAAAGCGUACAUAGCAGCCCAGGGUCCACUGAAGACCAGCCUGGAAGACUUCUGGAGGAUGGUGUGGGAGCAGAACGUUAGUGUCAUCGUCAUGAUCACCAACCUGCUGGAGAAAGGCCGGAGAAAAUGUGACCAGUACUGGCCUCUGGACAACCAGGAGGAGUAUGGGAGUUUUAUGGUCACACUGAGAAGUACCAUAACGUUGGCUUACUACACCAAGCGGACCUUCACUCUGAGGAACAUCAACAACAAAAAGGGCUCUCUGAAGAGUCGCAGUCAGGAGAGAACCAUCGAACAGUACCAUUACACUCAGUGGCCGGACAUGGGCGUCCCCGAGUACACACUUCCAGUGCUCAAAUUUAUACAGAAGUCGUCUGAGGCAUGGAGCGCUGACUCGGGCCCUGUGGUGGUGCACUGCAGUGCUGGAGUGGGAAGAACAGGAACGUACAUUGUGAUAGACAGCAUGCUGAAGCAGAUCAAGGCAGAGGGGACGGUGAACAUCAUGGGCUUCCUGAAGCACAUCCGCACCCAGAGGAACUACCUGGUACAGACCGAGGAACAAUAUGUCUUCAUCCACAAUGUGUUAGUAGAAGCAAUCAGGAGUAAAGAGACAAAAGUAUCAUCCAGCCACAUCCAUGCUUACGUCUCUGAUCUGCUCACGCCCAGACCAUCAGGACAGACUGGUCUAGAGAAACAGUUUAAGUUGAUCAGCCAGAAGUGUGCGAAUCAGGAUGACUACGGGACAGCGCUGAAAGAGUGUAACAUACCGAAAAACAGGACGUCGGCCCUCAUGCCUGUGGAAAGAUCCAGAGUAAGCCUGUCUUCGACUGCAGCAGAUCCUUCAGACUACAUUAAUGCUUCUUACAUCAUGGGUUACCAUCAAAGCUGUGAAUUCAUCAUCACUCAGAGACCCCUGUCCAGCACCGUACAUGACUUCUGGAGGAUGAUCUGGGACCAUAACUCUCAGAUGAUCAUUUCUCUGCCUGAGAGCCUGAGUGAAGAAGAGGAGUGUCCUUACUGGCCCACGAAGGACCAACCAAUCACCUGCGAGACGUUUACAGUGAGACUGGCAGGGGAGGAUCAGAUCGCUCUGUCGUAUGAAGAGUCUUUGGUGGUGCAAGACUUUAUUUUGGAAGCCUUAAAAGAUGACUACGUGUUGGAGGUUCGCUGCUACCAGGCUCCACAUUGGCCGAAUCCAGACAGACCCAUCAGUAAUGCCUUUGAGCUCAUCAACAUCAUCAGGGAAGAGCGCGCACAUCGAGAGGGCGCUAUUGUGGUCCAUGACGGGCUCGGAGGCUCCGGCGCUGGGAUCCUGUGUUCCCUAAUCACUCUAAGUAAUCAGCUAGAGGAGGAGAACAUGGUGGAUGUCUAUCUGACAGCAAAGAUGACCAACCUGAUGAGACCGGGAGUGUUCAGUGAUAUUGAGCAUUACCAGUUUCUUUACAAAGCUAUACUAAGCUUGGUGAGCACCAAGGAAGAUGAAAAAACGCUUCAUUCCACGGAGAACAACGGCAACAUCCCGGCCGGCUCGGCGAACAUCACAGAAAGUCUCGAGUCUCUCAUGUAAAUGUACAUAAGUCAUAGAUUUUAACAUUUCCAGUUCUAAAGUGAGUGAUGACAUAAUUUGCCUUUGUUUACAUCAAGGCCAUUUGCCCUGCCACCCCAAACACACUCCCACACACAAACACACACACCCUCGCCAUUCUGGAAGUACAGGAAGUGAUUUGAUCUUUUAUUGUGCCUUUUUGUAAAAUGUGUACUUUAUAAAGCGAUUUGAUACGUUACUGUUGGGACUAAUGCCAAAAUUUCUACUCUUUUCAGAAUGUUGACUGCCGCAUUGCUAGUGAUGUCUAUUUAGUCCAGGUGAAAUGUAAUAUUUAUAAGUAAACAGAUUAUAGACAGAUUUUAUAGAGAAAUGUAGCUCAAGUACAUCGUUACACAAAGGUCCGUUAGAGAUUUACGACUACACACUGAUCACAUCAGCAGACCAAACCCUAUUUGUAUAAAUAAAUUUUCUAUUUUACUACAUUUGUUCGACAUAAGAGUUUAACCGUGAUUUUUCUUUUCUUUUCGGAUAUGUGUGUAUAAAGUUAAGUGACAGUGCUGUUUUGUUCUUCGUCCCUGUUUCGUAACUUUGAUGCAUGAAGUUACGUACUGUAGAUGUCGGUGAACAGUGUCGCCUGUAAGUCUGUUACUGCGUUCAUGAGUGUCUAACUGCUGAUUAAGUGACUGUGUAAGUGAGACAGGAAGAAACACUACAACCUCUAAAAAAAAAAAAAAUCCACAACUCGCACAUACUGUGUAAAGCAUCUCAGUGUAAUAGUCGCCUCUUAACAUGUAAAUCGGAAAACCACAGGUACCGGUAUUAAGACACAUUCCACUUUACGCUCAAUGUAAAAUGAGGUAAACUUGUGUUCCACUGCGAUUUAAUGAUUUAGUUGUCUUUAUAUAAAAAAUAAUAUUUACAGAAGCUGUUCUUUGUGUCAUUUUUAUGUACAAAUCUUUGAUUUCUCUCAUGUAUAUAUGUUCCUGUAUAUUAGUGCUGUCUAUCGAUUAAAAAUUUUAAUCUAGUUAAUCACAGUUAUAGUCUGCAAUUAAUCAUGAAUAAUUACUAAAAUAUUAUAAUUUUAAAAUAUUAAGAUUUACUUGUAUUAUAAACAUGCGAUGUUGGAAUAAAGAAAUGCAUGACAAACUAAUUAGAGGAAACAGAUUAUGCUGUUUUAUAAUAUCUCAAACAUUAACAUUUAACAAAUAAUUUAAAUUAAUAUCUCGAGUGGCGGGGCUCAAACCUGGAACCUCAGAUCCAAAAAGUCAACAACUUAGAGCCUUAGCCACCUGAGCCUCCACUCCCACAGCUUAAAUCUUAUGUAUUCUUUGAAGGUAGCUUAAGCACACAACUUUAGUUUUUAUCCAAACUUCCAUCUAGAAGGUUUUUAUAAUGAAACUUGCUGUUCAGGAAUUUGGUGAUGUUUCCUCAGUUUCUUAAUAUGAAACGUGCUAUUAACACACAGUGGGAUACCCACACAGUGAUUAUGGCCAGCCAUUAGGUUCAAACUUGGUCAUAUGAUUAAUUUGCGAUAAAAUGCAUUUAUGCAUUAAUAUAAACA